AUGUGCAUGGAUCCCCUCACGCGCAAGUCCUCUCCACCCCCGCAAUCCCUCACCGCCCGCCGAAUCCUCGUCAGAAAACGACGCCAGAACCAACCAGCACCGCCAGCGGCAGCCGCAGCUGUACCAGCCGCCACUACCGCCGCUGCAGGCGGCUCUGCAGACGCGGCAGUCCCCGCUGCUGUUUCCGCCGCGCGCCUUGCAGCAGACGAUACCGCGCAGCCAUCGCCCGCCGGGCUCCUGGGGGCGCGGGGUGAGGAUGGCGCGGCGUGGGACGUGGCGGCGGGGGCGGAGCGGAGAGAGCGCAGCGCGGCGGAACAGCGGUCGGAGCUGUGCCAGUCGCGCGGAAAGAGUGGCGGAAGGAGCGAUGAUUGGAGCGCGGACGCUGUCCGACAAGACGCGGGGCCGGCGCAGGUUUCGCGAGGCGAGAACGAGGGCGCGGGGCGGAAGCGGAAGAGUAUACACCAGUCGAAUCCGACUUCAGCGGCUGUUUGGGAUGACUCAGCGUGUCUGACGUCAGCAACUCCACCACCACCAGCAGCAACAACGUUUUUUCCGCCGGCCGCUCUUGCAUGUCCUCCGCACCCGUUCCCCCCUCACCGUUCCCCCCUUCACCGCUACUCCCCCCACCCCUCCCCGCUCCACCAACCGCCCUCCGCUCCGCGUCCGUGCGCGGCCUGUGCCCCCGCCGCUGCCGCUUUCCGCACACUCAACGCUCCAUCCGCGCUUCCCUGCGCGUCCCUCUCGUUACACUCACCUCCGCAAGGUUCCCCCGAGCCCCCUUCAGUUCCCCCGAACCCCCGCGCGGAUGCAUCCUUCUCGUCCGCGGACUUGGCGCCGCCGCAGCGCCCUGGAGCUCUCCCCUGUGUUCCCGCUCUUCUUCCGCCUCCGCGCUUUGCGCCACCACUUGCGCCACCGCUUGCGCCGAUUCCGCCGUCCGCGGGAGGCAUGUUUGAGAACCAGCGCAUAUCGCCCCUGGCGCAUCACAUAGCGCAGCAAGUGCCGCAGCCCUUCCCCCAGACCCCCUUCCGCAGAUCGCCCACUCUCCCCUCGUCCUGGGACCUUCCCCCAUUCUCCAAGCGCCCGCGCGUUGCGGUGGGGUUGGGAGGGGGAACCGGGUGGGCGGAAGUUAAGGGGCGAGCGCAGGGGGAAGGGCAUGCGGAAGGCAUGUGCGCGGAAGACGAGGCGGAGAGGGAGGGAGAGGAUGGGAGUGCUCUGGGGGGACAGAAAGGAGGCACGUGGGGGGAGUGUGAUUUGGGGGAAGAGAGGGAGGGGGAAGUGGGAGCGGGGAGGGAGGUGCAAUUGGGAGGGCGAGGGGAGGGGGAAGGAGAGGAGGAGCAGAAAGAGCGUUGGAUGAAUCAGCACCUUAUUGGAAGAGUGGAGGAGGAGGAUGAGGAAGAGGAGGAGGAGGAGGGUGGGGAUGAUGACAAGUCCAUGGGUGACCCUCGGGAAUCUCCCAAGUUUGUCCUCUCCUCUGGCCGAUCGCUCUCCUCAGAUUGUCUGAUUCGAGCAGGCAAGCCCUUGACCAUUGAUGGCGAGUUUGAGCAAUUCUUCUCGCAGCUCCUCCUUUGA
Closterium sp. Yama58-4 is the source of this 1569-nucleotide messenger RNA. The record is from the annotation of a GenBank genome assembly. Lineage: Eukaryota; Viridiplantae; Streptophyta; Zygnematophyceae; Desmidiales; Closteriaceae.